Triticum dicoccoides is the source of this 1471-nucleotide messenger RNA. RefSeq lists its product as uncharacterized. The record is from RefSeq and is a predicted model, not a curated record. The coding region runs from base 149 to 1399 and encodes 416 amino acids. The transcript has 2 exons. Lineage: Eukaryota; Viridiplantae; Streptophyta; Magnoliopsida; Poales; Poaceae.
CCUUCUCCUUCGUCGAUCGAUCCCCAAAUCGCUGCCUGCUUCCUCCACCCAGCCCUAACCCUAGCGGUGCCGCCACCAUCGAUCCCCAAAUCCCUUCUCCAUCCACCCUCCACCAAACCCUCAUCCCUACCUCAGCUAGCUAGCCGCCAUGGCCCGUUCCAUGGCUCUGCUCCACCGCGAGAUUUACUUCUCCGACGACGAGGCGUUAUCCGGCAGAGUGUCGUCAAUCCGCUGCCCGUGGGAAGGGCGAGAUGAUCCACCAAGUCGCCAAGAGAUCAGUGACGCAGUCACCGAUUACCUGCGGACCUUCAAGGCGCACGCAGUCGUCGCCGAUCCGCCGGCGCUCUCCUUCCUCCACAUACUGCGGCCGCCGGCAUCCGUCGGGCUCCCGAUGCAGUUCCACAGCCUCACCUUGGCCACUAUCUCCAGCACGGACAAGAACCUGGUCGCCAUGUACGCCGGAGGGUACCGCCCUGGCAACCGUUUGCCGGGAGGCUACCUCAUCUACGACGCCAGGAACGACUCCAUCUCUGGGAUCCCCGAACUCCCCUCCGACCACUCACAUAGAGCCAUCGGGUGCGAGUCGGCCGUCGUCAUGUGCGAAGCCGCCGCCGCCGGGAACGACUACUUUCUUGCCGAGCUCGUCAGGGUCUGGCCAGAAGGCUACCAAGCUGCGCUCUGGCUGUGGAAGUCGUCCGUCCAAAAAUGGGACUUGCAUCCCAGUCGCCUGCCCCUUCCAUCCAGCACCACCAGCCACUUCUCCCCUGACUUGUGCUUCUCUUGUUGGGGCUCUGUCCUCUGCUGGGUGGAUCUGCUCAAAGGCAUGGUGCUCUGUGAUCUGAAGCAAAACUGCAAGUUCAGCUUUAUUCAGUUGCCCAAAGAUUGUCCAACCUAUGAUGCCGACAGCAACAAGUUUACAUACGCCUGUGCCGAGGAGUUCCGUUCCAUGGCCUGUGUUGGUGGCGAAAUCAAGUUCGUCGCCCUGGAUGAAUGUGAUGAACACCAGCCGGAAAAAGGAUUGGAACUGACCAUCUGGACUCUCUCGCAUGACCUCUCAGGGUGGAAGGAAAGCCGCAAGUACAAUGUUGAAAACAUCUGGGCAAACGAGGCCUACAAGCCUGCUGGUAUAAGAAAUCUUCCUCCGUCGUUCCCUGUUCUGAGCAUCCAUGAAGAAGGCGUCGUCUACCUAGUCUUAGAUGAUCUCAGGGAGUUGGACGAUGGACUAGAGUACAUGGGCCAGUGGAUGCUUCGUGUUGACAUAGGCAAUGACAAGGUCCAGUUCUAUCCAAAGGGUGAAAAGAGUUCUGUUAAUUCCCAGCUCUUUGCCAGUGAGUUCAGUGCGCACCGACAGCAUUUACAGGAUCACCCGAGUGAAUUGGUGUGUGUGGAAAGAGGAUGAAGCUUUGAGAUCUAUCUUUUUAAGAUGUGCGCCGGCAGGCAUAUGUUCACAUGAGCAAGGAAAUACUCCGCA